GGCCGUGUCAGUCGAGCCGCGACCGUGGAACAGUGAACAUUGCGAUAUACCGUUAUUAUUUUCCGUUCGAGUGAUCACGAUCGUCGCGAGGUUCGUUCGUUUUCAUUUUUGUUGGUUGUUGUAAAGUCACGUCGAGGGUAUGAUGGCCAGUAACAGAGCUGCCAAGUCGGGUUUCGCGGCUGAAGCCCAGAGGAAGAUAAACAGUAAAUAUAGCGAGGAACUGGCACAGGAAUGUUUGGAAUGGAUCAAGACGAUCACGGGCGAAAAUAUAAACACCAACGGGGACAUGGACAACUUCUACGACAUCCUAAAGGAUGGAGUACUUCUUUGCCAAUUAGUAAACGAUAUCAAGGAGGGCUCGGUGAAGAAAAUUAACAAAACCAGUCUCGCUUUCAAGUGUAUGGAAAAUAUAAAUGCCUUCCUCGAGGCCGCGAGGGCGCUGGGCGUCCCGGCGCAAGAGACGUUCCAGACUGUCGAUCUCUGGGAAAGACAAAAUCUUAAUUCCGUAGUGAUUUGCUUGCAGUCUCUCGGUAGAAAGGCGGGUAACUAUGGGAAACCAAGUAUCGGACCAAAAGAGGCAGACAAAAAUGUACGUAAUUUUACCGAGGAUCAAUUAAGAGCUGGACAGGGUGUGAUAAGUCUACAAUAUGGCAGCAACAAGGGUGCUAAUCAAAGUGGAAUUAAUUUUGGGAACACUAGACAUAUGUAAACACAUCUAUCGUAACGUCAUCCGAAAUAAUUCCAAUUCCUUGUCGUGGUCCAAAUUAUUCAAGAUGGCGCACAAAAUAGAUCCUCGCGCAUGGACGAUGAACCAGAUGACUUCAUAUGCAUUUACAUUAGGAGAUAGUAAAAUACGCGCAUACCGUUGGGUAUGUUAUAAGAUUUCUUUUGUACUGUUUUGACAAAAUGAGCAAUCUCAAUGUUACACAUCUGUGCUUAAACCGAACAUUUUAAACGUACGUCUCGUAUUAAAAAUACGUAUAUCGCUGUUGAAUCGUGAACGAUUGAAAAUGUGAUUCGCUCUUUGAAAAAGGAACCAAUUUAUUUGCAAAUGUAAGAAUAACGUUACAUUAUGCCGCUAGCAAAGAUUGGACAAUGUGACUCCGUAUUUGUUAAAUAUUACAUAUAGAUUAUAAAACAGAGAUACUGGUGCAGCUAGGUACUCUGUUACUGUUACUGUAAAACCCUAUACGAGUUACAGUGUAACCAAAUUAUACUUUAAAAAAUUCAUGUUGCACGUGAGAUGAUAACUAUUAUAAUUAUUGUAUAAUGAUAAAUGAUAUAUAAUUAUAUUAAGUAUUUUGUACAAAUAUUUUUUGAUGAUUAUAAAAAUAAUUUUUCAUAAUGUAUUGAUGAUAUGAGUUAAUAAACCAACCCACG
Colletes gigas is the source of this 1380-nucleotide messenger RNA. RefSeq names its product myophilin (gene Chd64). Lineage: Eukaryota; Metazoa; Arthropoda; Insecta; Hymenoptera; Colletidae. The record is from RefSeq and is a predicted model, not a curated record. The transcript is spliced from 4 exons. Gene Ontology annotation, molecular function: protein binding. Bases 140 to 709 code for a protein of 189 amino acids.